AAUCUUUGUUGGCGCCAAAAACACUUUGGCGCCACAUUUGUUACUUUUUAUGUCAAGCAAUCCCCAGGUCUCCCUCCUCCCCUCUGUAUCACAUGGCACCUCACUCUCUCCCUUAGCACAGAUCUCACUUUACGAGCUAACCCAAACUCUCUCCCUUUCUUGAUUCUUCAUUUUCAAUCCCAGGGUUUGCAUUCUGGGCUCUGCGAUAACAGUGAGGAAAGUACAAGUUCAAGUUCAAGUUUCACCAAAUGGAGUUAAGGAGUUGCAGUCAUUUGCAUUUUAUCCAGACUGUUGAAGGCGGUAAAAUGAUGAAUGUGUUUCGUGGAAAGUCUGCACUAAAGUUCAAGGAGCUCAAAGAUAUAUAUGAAACUGGAGACGCAGGAAAUCAUCAUUUGCUCCCAGCGGCUAGACCAAAACUUGAGCUCGAGGACUGGUCAAUUGACAGUGACGGGGUGGAGACUGAAAGUCUACAUGUGCUUGCAGGAGCAACAAUAAAAAUUGAGAGCGAAUCUCCGGAGUCAAACUGCAGCAGUGUUGUCGAUGGAGGGAAAACUGAAUCAGACGAUGUUAACUUUGGUACUAUGACGCUGAAGCAAUUUAAGGAGAGAUACAAAUCAAAGAAAAGGAAACUUUCACGAAAUGCUGGUUUGAUUGGACAAACCAGUGAAACUUGCUCCCCUGCAAAACAAGAACCUCAUGACUCACAAUUUGAAUUGGAAGAACUCGAGGCUAUGGAGCCCCUUAGUAGUUGGAAAUCCAGAAUUUUAAAGAGUAGGAAGAAGAGAAGAAAGUGCAGAUUAGAAAGCAGCUUUUCCAGUUCAUCUGAGUGUGCGCCAUGUAUAGUGAAAUCUAAGAGAGAGAAAAGUGACCAGGUCAUUUUUCAAUCUAGUGGGAUUUUACCUGCACCUAUUGAUGUUAAAGUUGAGGUCAUGGAGCCUAUUUCCUUUGAUUGCCGAUAUGUGACUUUAAUAAAUUCCUCCGGUGGUUGUGGUGAGCUAUUGGCUUCUAGUCUUGUGGUAUCUAGUGGAGAGCCUGAGAUAGCUGAUGGUUGUGUUUUGGAGGCUGGAGCUUUAAUUGUAUCCGUUGAAGAGCCUGAGACAGCCAAUGAUGGCGGUCCUCCAAUGCCCGUGUUUUCCAGUGAUGAGCCACAAUGCUGUGUUGUUAAUGAUCAAUCCUAUGAAGGCAGGGGUCAUGUUAAUCCUGAAUCAAUUCUUAAUGUUAAUGCUUCUUGUGGGGAGAUAUUGACGGUGGAUAUAGCUGAAGCAAUCAGUGUCCUGUCUUCAGAUUUGUCCCUGUCAAAAAUAAAGGAAGAAGAUUCUGUCGUAGAUUCACACCCCAGUGUUGACCCCGCUGGAGUUGUCUCACCAAUUAAGGGUGAUUGCUCCAUUGCAUACAAUGACUCCCAAAGUGAAGAGCCUGAAAGAGUUGAGGAUCAUGGUUUUGAGACUCACAAGUCAACUUUCUUCAGUAAUGAGCUCCAAUGCUGUGCUGUUAAUGAAGAAUCCUAUGAACCUGUGGAUCAUGCUGAUCCUAAAUCAAUGCCAGAUGUAAGAGCCUCUGGUGAGGAGAUAGUAAUGGUGGAUGUUGCAGAACUAACUACUGAUCAUAAGCCUGGGAGAGUUGAGGAUCAUGGUUUUGAGACUCACAAGUCAACUUUCUUCAGUAAUGACCUCCAAUGCUGUGUUGUUAACAAAGAAUCCAAUGAACCUGUGGAGCAUGCUGUUCUUAAAUCAAUGCCUGGUAUAAGCUUCUCUGGUGAGGAGAUAAUAAUGGUGGAUGUUGCAGAACUAACUACUGAUCAUAAGCCUGGGAGAGUUGAGGAUCAUGGUUUUGCGACUCACAAGUCAACUUUCUUCAGUAAUGACCUCCAAUGCUGUGUUGUUAACAAAGAAUCCUGUGAACCUGUGGAGCAUGCUGUUCUUAAAUCAAUGCCUGGUAUAAACGCCUCUGGUGAGGAGAUAAUAAUGGUGGAUGUUGCAGAACUAACUACUGAUCAUAAGCCUGGGAGAGUUGAGGAUCAUGGUUUUGAGACUCACAAGUCAACUUUCUUCAGUAAUGACCUCCAAUGCUGUGUUGUUAACAAAGAAUCCUGUGAACCUGUGGAGCAUGCCGUUCUUAAAUCAAUUCCUGGUAUAAGCGCCUCUGGUGAGGAGAUAAUAAUGGUGGAUGUUGCAGAACUAACUACUGAUCAUAAUUCAUGUUUGUCUUCAGCAGAGCUAAAGAAAGAAUCUUCUGCUGCAUGCCCACAUCCCCAACAUUGUGGGGAUGACUACAUUGAGGUCGGUUCCCCAAGCAAGGGUCAUGCAUCUGAUAUGGGCAAUGACUCUCAAAAUCUUCAUGGCAUGCACGAGUUGUCAGAGUCUAAUAGUUACAGUCAAGUUCCUGACACCUCCAUGGUUAAUAUCUCUCAUUCUUCAGAACUCAGCAGCAGACAUGGUUUACAUCUCUCUGAAGAUGAAGCUAAAGACGAUAGGCCUCAUGUUGAAGCCAGCGUGAUAAGCAGCCCUGUCAGUAGCUUUAUCUCAUUCAGGGAUUCAAAUUUAUGCUCAGGUCAAGAUGGCUGCUUAGCAUCUGCUGCAGCUAAAGAAAAGAAGGCCCCACUAUCUGCCUGUGCCGAUGCAGCAAGAAAGUUCUCUGCAGUAACCUGUGUUGAUGAACCUGUGACAUUGGCAAAUGUUCAGGGACGCCAUCACUCAAAGCUACAACAUCUUCCUGAAAAGCUCCUUUCGACUCGGAAGGCAAUUUCUCCAACAUCUCAAAAAAAACUGUGCAAGGCUAUGGAGGCCAGUGACUUAGACGAUGAAGAAUAUUACAAGUAUACAAGGAAAUUAUGCUACAGGAAUUUGAAUGGGAAUAAGAUUGAUAGGCUUGGAAGAGCCAAUCAAAACCAGAGAGUUGAUCUCCCUAUUAGUCCUGAGUGGAUCACCAGGAAACCAAAGAAUGAUAAAAAUGGUUUCCAUCAUAAAGGCAUUCUCAAGGUUCCUCAUCCUUCUGGAACUGUACCACGUUUUGGCACAGGGUGCAGCUCUGUCCAAAGUUGUUCAGAGAGUGCCAUUUCAUUUUCACAGAAGCAAAUGCGUGAUAUCGAAUCUAUUGCAACUAAACUUACAAAAGAGUUGAGCUCCAUGAAGGAUGUUGUUCAAGAAUCAUGGCACUCCAAGGUCUAUCCAGCUACGCCCUUGAAAUAUAGUGCAGAUGAGGUGAAAAUUGCUGUUCAAAAUGCAACAAGAGUGGAAGAAAGUGCAAGAAGAUGGCUUUCCAUCAUGGCAAGGGAUUGUAACCGUUUUUGUAAAAUCAUGAAAUUGACUGACAAAGCUUCUGCGACUUCUGGAAAUGUGGUCCUCAAGGAGAAGAGGAAGAUAGUUUUCGCUGAUGAGGCCGGCGGAAAGCUUUGUGAUGUCAAGACUUUUGAGAAUGACACUGCAUCUGUCACAGGAUCUAGCAGUGACAAAUAGGUAAAUUUCGAUUAAAUAAAGGAUGAAGCUUUUGUCCAUUGUACAUUUAAUUCAUCCCAUUUUCUUCACUUCUGGAGAGGGAUGCUUUUGGAUAUUUGAGUGCUUAUCUGAUGCUUUCUAGAAAAAGGCAAAAUGGGAUAUAUGGAGUAUGAUGAGCUCGUCUUAAUCUAAGGGCAAGUUGUGCCUGAGUUUAGGAGAGAAGCUAGCGUAAGAAAGUUGUUGUAUUCAGCUGGAAAUCAGAAUGGUGCUGGCUCCAAUUACUGAUAGCCAGAGAAUAGGUAAGUUGUUCAAUCUUGUGUUCUUGUACCCAGCCCAAGAACAAAUGUAUAAUUGUGGUCGGUUGGCAUUUCCGAUGAUGUUAGUUAGCGUUACAUCAACAAGAGGAAGAUCACAUCUUUGCACUGCAUUUUGUGGAGUGUGACUAAAGAUAAUCCAGUUUUUCGGCCU
Molecule: messenger RNA, 3902 nt
Organism: Populus euphratica (Euphrates poplar)
Lineage: Eukaryota; Viridiplantae; Streptophyta; Magnoliopsida; Malpighiales; Salicaceae
Exons: 6
Coding region: 249-3455 (1068 amino acids)
Source: RefSeq, a predicted model, not a curated record